AUGAGUGAGCCUGACAGCUCGGAGUCCACCCAUGGAAGCCAACCGUCCACUCCAUCCAUUCCGAGUAUCUCAACCGUGUUCACCAGGCCAGAUGGCGAGGUAUCUACUGCAGUUCAUCCUCCAGAGCCUGGCUCCCAAUCCUCAAAGACCAACCCAAACCCGAAUGAACAGUCAUCGGUCGGGUCUCCCGAUUCUGAAUCCGACUCUACUCGAUUCACAGAUAUUACUUCACCCAGUACCAACAGUCCCGAGUCAUCCCAUCUCUCUACCGGGAGUACUGUGAUAAAGAGUGACUCUCGGGAGUCUGCCUUUCCCCCAGCCAGUACAGAUGCGUCUAUCAAUGGUCCAGAUACUUCAUCUGAUGGCAGUCCUGGAGCAACUAUCCCAACUGGACUCGGGACAACCAGAGCUGGCAAUUCGGAAGAGACCAACCCCGCCACUGAGACUGUUGUACCUGAGCCAUCUGGUGUGAGCACCACCAGCACCGAACAACCCAGUGGAAGCCCGAACCUUUCUACAGAUAACUCGUCAACAACCUCAAUCACAAGCGAUGUUGGAUCUCCUGCGUCUACCGCAAACUCGAAUGGGCCAGAUACUUCCACCAUUUCACCUUCCACAGAACACCAUACUUCAUCCCGAGUUGAGACGAGCGUGUCAGAGUCAGAUACAGGUGCUGCAACGGGAUCUGGGACCACCAGCACAAACCCCUCAAUCCCACCCACAUCAGUCUCAGAAACAGAGGUCAAUGGGGUGACCAGCGCCACGUCUGUCGAACCGACGACUCCAUUGAGAGAACAAUCAACACGGGGCGAUGAUGCACCUUCCACUGAACCAGGACACAUUACAACUAGUCAUAGCGACAACGAGCAGCCCUCGCCCUCGUCAACGAGUACUUACUUUGCUGUACCUGUAACAACAUCCGUCACUAUGCCUGAGACUCGGGAUGAUGGCUUCGCGAUACCUUGCAACAUUGGUCCCCCGCCAGCCAUUUCCGAUAACCCCAAAGGCGGCAUCGAGAUCAAUACGAACCAACCACUUCCAGACUGGCCCGGCUUCACUGUCGGCCCUGGAAACACUCCGACAUUUUCAGAUGAGCCCACGGCCUGUGAGACCGAUUCGGCCGAGUUGUGUGUUACGAGCACAUCAUAUGCUGUUAGCAUUGAUGCUACAGUAACCACUACGUUCUCCAGCGGUGUGAUCUCCACUUGUGGCACUGUUUAUGGGUGCAAGGUUCGGGACCACAGCCAGACAAUAACGGGAACCGAUGUAACUACGGCCACAUCGGGGAUCCCAACGUACAGGUCUCUUCGUGCAAUGGAAACCUGGGAUGACAUGGAAUUGAGCGAAGAACAACUUGAGAGUAUAGCCAAUCACGUGCAGUCAGACCUUGACUCAAUGUUUGGCACUGCUACUAAGAGAGCAACAACGACGACUGGAGAUGCAUCUGAGCCUACAGAAUCAGUGUGGACUGGUACAUGUCCAGCCAAGACCGGACCGUACCCAACAGUGGUUGAUGGGAAGUUCACCGAGAAUAUCGGAGAGAAGUGUCUCUGCGAGCGUAAUAGCUGGAUGAAGAUAGACGAAAAGCUGCAGCCGUACACCCUCGAUCAACUGAGAGACGCUAUACAAGAUUUCUGUAACGGUUCACGGAAGCUUAGAAAGCCUGCACCCACGGGAAUUCCAGACUUUGCGGUGAAUCGAUUCCCAACAGAAGGCACGCACGGCAUAUUCAUCUCGGUCGGCUGGGAUACCCCUCCCCUCUGGAACUCCACGGAUGAGAGGUGCAAGGCCAAGAGUGACCUUUUCCUGGGGAAUAGCUGCAAAAAUGCCUUGGAGAGAUUUGAAUGUCGGGGUGCAAAGAGAGAUGAUCUUUGGGGAGGGACUUACUACGAGGCGCUUGAUGAGGGAGGUUGUGUGAGAUGGACGCUCACACCUGUCUACUUGUCUGAUGGGGGGUCCACUGCACGGCGAAUGAGCGUCGAAAUGUAG
Messenger RNA from Fusarium musae, 1989 nucleotides. RefSeq lists its product as uncharacterized. The record is from RefSeq and is a predicted model, not a curated record. NCBI's taxonomy places the organism in Eukaryota, Fungi, Ascomycota, Sordariomycetes, Hypocreales, Nectriaceae. The coding region runs from base 1 to 1989 and encodes 662 amino acids. The transcript is spliced from 3 exons.